GGCUGAUCGGAAUAUCGUCAGAGGAUGGCCGGAAGGUUACCAAAGGAUGGUUUGGGGCAGAUCAGAACAUCGCCGGAGGAUGGUCGGAGGACAAAUUUGAACGUCAACGGAGGAUGGCCGAAGAGUUGCCAGAGGAUGACCGAGAGAGGUUGUCGGAGGACAACCGGAAGGACAAAAAGUCUCAAGAGUUCCAAUGUAGAGGAUCCAUCGUAUGA
Ilex paraguariensis (yerba mate) is the source of this 215-nucleotide messenger RNA. NCBI's taxonomy places the organism in Eukaryota, Viridiplantae, Streptophyta, Magnoliopsida, Aquifoliales, Aquifoliaceae. The record is from the annotation of a GenBank genome assembly.